GACAGAGCCUGACAGGUGACACUGAGGAGGGACAACUCAGAGCUGACUCUCACACAGCGAGCCGUUACUCAGCCUCUGAACACGCACCCACUCGAACAAACACCACGGAGGAGGACCUCAACCUGAGCAGAGGCACAAUUAACACCCCAAACUCCCUGGUGUGAAUUUGGAAGUCAGUUGAAUUUGACUGAGAGAAAAAUGCUUUGUCAAGUUCUGAGGGAGUGAGCUGAGCUCGGCCCAACCGCGAUCAAGACAGGAGCACAUCUUAAUCAUCUAACAGCAGGGACUUCAGGACAGACCAAGGCAACAGCCUGAGAGCCCAAAAGGAGAGUUGACAAAGGACGUCAAAGACCUCUAAAGAUGGAAGAUACCCAGCAGGUUUGGCACGUGACGAUACCCUCGCAGGAAGACGCUGGAGAGCUGCAAAAGAAGGUGUCAGUGGCAAACCAGCCCGAGUGCUCCAUCUGCUACAACACCUACGACAAUGUCUUCAAAACACCCAAGCAGCUGCAGUGCACCCACACCUUCUGCCUGGAGUGCCUUUCCCGCCUCAAUGCGCUGUCCAACCACAACAACAAAAACCCCACCUUAGACAUCCGUUGCCCCAUCUGCCGGCAGGCCACUAUUUUGCCAAAGGAAGGACCCCCAGCCCUAGCCACCAGCCGCGAGGUCCUCUGCGAGCUGCCCAGCCACCAGCAGCAGGAGGAGCCGGUGUGGCUGGAGGGGGAGAGGCUGUGCUACAAGAGCAGGCAGAAUCAUAAUAGCUCAGGGGACCCUGAAAGUCCUACGGCCUUCUGCGUCUGCAUUGACAUUGGGUCCUCCAAGAUGGACACUGCUCCCGAGCUUCCACAGCGCCAUCUCACUAUGGUGGACAGAGUGGCUGACUGCAAGAAGAUGAUCCUCUUCAUUCUGCUCCUUGUGCUGCUUAUUGUGGUCGUUUUGUGGCCUCUGCAGUGCGUGUUCAGCACCGGGAAUAUGCGCUGCUUCAGCGAAAGCACCCACACGACCAUCAGUACCACCCCCAACCCCAACAUCACCAGUGCCAUGUUCAAGAAACUGGUGGGAUAAACAUUGAAACUACCUGGACUUCACUUGUAAAUGCUUAGAAUAUUGUGAAUGAUACAUUUGUACUGUUGUGUGACAUUUUAAUUAUUAUUAUUAUUAUUAUUUCCAAAUUGUCUUAAAAGUGUAUUUUAUUAUUGCUACACAGAAACAGCUCCUCACAUUUUCAAUUUGAAAAAGAGCCACAAAGCUUAAAGCGUCUAUGUGCAAGCUUUUUUAGACAUUUGACCUCAGUGCCUCCCGGUGGCGGUUUAAAAAACUGCAAGCAGGCAAACAGCCCGUAAAGUAACACUGACUGCAGCCAUUUUUACCAGUGACAUGUUAUUAUGGUGUUAUAGGGCACAAGAAUUCUUGACAUAGCUUGUUUUUUUUUUCUUUUUUUACGUUAUAAUGAGAUGAAAUUUCUUGUUCACACAGACAACCAUAAACUGUAGAUAAAGGAUGGACUAGCUUCAGUCUGUAAAGUGAAGCCAACGUGGAUGCGCCUUAGCCAGCAGGGAGAACUACGUACUUCUCACCUGAUUUAUUACCUCAUUUUUCUAAAGUGGGUGGGUCUUAUCAUAUCACAGCCACUCAUUAUGUAUAUUUAAAACAAUAAAAAAUAAAACUAAAGGCUUCAAUGGUAGACCAUGAACCAGCAGCUAUGUCCAUCUUUUACAGUCUGUGGACACGACUGAUUUACAAAUAACACCACACAGUGAAGCGAGACCAGCUUCACUGUGUUUGUUUAGCGGCACAGAGAAGAUGAAGAAUCUCAGCACUUUAAUCUGCGCUUGUAUUUUGAAAUUAGACAUGAUUUUUGCUUUCUAGCAGGCUCAAUGGACUGGAGCGCAGCUGGGUUAAUUUAUUGUGUCUACUUGUACACAACCAGGAAAGCUCAGAGACGCUGGCACAUGAAAGUUGAACUUUGCUUUGCAAAUGUCCGUCUGGCAGCACGAAGAAGUGUUCCCAGUAUGUCAAUGAAAAACUAUGUGUAAAGUGUGUUUUCUUAAGACCUUUUGUACAAACUUUAAAUAAAAAACAAACAAAAACUCA
Pundamilia nyererei is the source of this 2097-nucleotide messenger RNA. It is a transcript of the gene rnf223, whose product is annotated as ring finger protein 223. Gene Ontology annotation, biological process: protein ubiquitination. Gene Ontology annotation, molecular function: ubiquitin protein ligase activity. The record is from RefSeq and is a predicted model, not a curated record. NCBI's taxonomy places the organism in Eukaryota, Metazoa, Chordata, Actinopteri, Cichliformes, Cichlidae. The coding region runs from base 361 to 1068 and encodes 235 amino acids. The transcript has 2 exons.